This is a messenger RNA of Mytilus californianus (California mussel), 1998 nucleotides long. RefSeq lists its product as uncharacterized. The record is from RefSeq and is a predicted model, not a curated record. Gene Ontology annotation, molecular function: protein binding. The transcript has 7 exons. Lineage: Eukaryota; Metazoa; Mollusca; Bivalvia; Mytilida; Mytilidae. Bases 6 to 1157 code for a protein of 383 amino acids.
AAUUUAUGAAAACAAAUAUGGCGACCUCCAGUAGCGAUGGGAAAAUAGAAGAUUUUUUAAAACCCGAGUAUGAACAGUGCAUGGUAUGUACUGGUUUCCUUGGCAGUAAUUUCGGACAACCUGUAUGUAGCAGUUGUCAUUUAUUUCUCUUUUGUAAUGACAUAAACUUAGAGGAGGGAGAGCAGGAAGUAUACAAUGAGAAGGAUGAUUCCGAUGCAGAUUCAGGUAAUGAGGAACCAGUUGAAUCUUUUGAUUUCUACACAAAGGAAGAGGAGUAUAGGGCCAGGAAAAUCAAAUCACUCAAUCAUAAAACAGAUAAAUUAGCAGAGAGAAUUACUUCACUUACUACACCUAGGGAACCAGGCAGUGUUCCUGAAGGACUGGUUGAUUCCAUGCCACCAGAAGUUUUAUUAGUUGUGUUCAAAUACCUAGAUGACAUAUCUUUAUGGACAGCUGGACAAGUGUGUUCUAGAUGGCGUCAAAUAUUAGAAGGGGAGACAACUGAAUUACAGUGGAGAGAAUUCUGUAAAUUACGAUGGCCAUUAUUUUAUCCACAAUAUAGAGUGAAAGACUGGAAAACUAUUUACACUAAACUAUUAGAAAGUUCACCAUGUAGAUACUGUUUAGAAAGCAUGAUGUUACAGAGUACACCACCAAUAGAAGAGAAUUCCUGGAGACACAGAAGAUUAAGAAGUGAACUAAAAACAUUAAAAUCUGACCCACCUGAAGGUAUUAAAGCCACACCAUUAGAUAGACAUUGCUGUCACUGGCAAGCCUCAAUAACUGGUCCACAGGGAAGUCCUUAUGAGGGAGGACUAUUUCUGUUGUAUUUGCAGAUACCACAGAGUUACCCAAUGAGGCCACCAAAAGUGAGAUUUAUUACACGUAUAUUUCAUCCUAACAUUAGUCGACAUGGAGAUGUGGGUCUGGACUCUAUCCAUCAUAAUUGGAGCUUAGCAUUAACUAUAUCUAAGGUGUUAAUAAGUAUACAAUCAUUGCUGACAGACCCAUAUUGUUAUGUGUGUAUGGAACCAACUAUUGGUAAAUUGUUUACGAAAGAUCGAAAGGAGUUUAACAGAAUAGCCAGAUUAUGGACAUGGAAAUUUGCUAUGCAUGACUUUUUAAUGCCAAUGAAUAUUGAUCUAAAUGGGGUAUAGUAAUGGGAAGUAGAUGAGAUCCAAGAUGGAGGAUUUUUUUUCUGUGAUAUUUUUUAACGUUAAAGCAUAAUACAGUUCAUUACAACUAAAAAUUGUGCGAAUAAUGUUUGUUGCUACAGUUACAUGUUAUAUAUUAUGCUUAAACAUAAAUACAUUGCAUGAACAAGUUGAUUAGGCAUCUUUCAUUAUAUUUGUAAUGUUAAAAUGACUAUUGAUUACUGCCAAUAAUGAAUUUCAGGAACGGUUUUCAAUUUAGUUGGAAAAUAGCUCAACUUUCUCAUAAUUGAUAUAUCAUGACCUCAUCCUAAUUAUUAAUUAUUCAUAUCACGUUAACAUGUUCUCGUCCUGAAAAUGCAUUUAAUUUGCCACUAGACAUUUAACAGCCAUCCAUCAUCAUGACCUCACCUUAAGUACAUGUUCAUUUACUUGUUUCAUGCCCUGUCAGAGUUAGCAGAGGGGCCAUUUUGUUAUUAUAAUUAAGUGCAGAAGUUAACUAAUGUGAAGGUUAUAGUAUUAGUAGCAUCUAGGUUAAAAAUGUAUGUACAUGUAUUAAGAAACAUUUUAUACAUCAACAUAUAUUUUGGCUUUUAUAAUACAUGUAAUAAACAUGAUAAAUACUGUAAUGUGUGUAAAAAAUGUUUUAUGUAAUGUAUGUGAAGAACAAUUAGAACAGUGGGCUUUUAUAAUAAGUAAUAUGUGGCUUUAAUAUUAUUUAGGUAAUGUAAUCAUAUGUUAUGUAUGCUAUAAAUUAAAUGUUAUGAAGUAUGUGCAAUAGUUUUACACUGUAUAUUUUAUUCCCUGAGUUAACAUGAAGAUUUUAAUAAAGAAUGAAACAUUCUGA